AUGAUGUGGAUGUACUUCCAUACGCUCUUGAAUGACACGGUUUUGUUCAAGUUUUGGCAUGUCACUUCGCCCGGAGGUAUACACCAUUUUUCUGUACCAUUAUUUUCAUUUUUAGACAUGGUAAUCAGCUGUCUCAUCGCUAUGUUACUCGCGAUUUCCGUCGAGUUUGUCAAGUAUCAAAAAUCCGUGGUUGAAGAGAAGAGCUUGAGAAAAAUGUAAGAACUUGAUUGCUAUACAAAAUUAUGUCGAAACUUUAGCUCAACAAAGGCAUUCGGAGAGCGAUUAGCCACCCCGGAAUAUCUGCUGAUUACUGCUUUGUUUGUGGGCCAAUGGAUCUUGAGCAACUUGGUGAUGCUGGUUUAUAUGGUCUUCUCGUUAUGGCUUUGCUUGUCGUUGGCACUGGGAUCAGUUAUCGGAUAUUAUUUGUUUGGCGCUAGACCAGCGGUUGGCGUUUGA
Molecule: messenger RNA, 456 nt
Organism: Bursaphelenchus xylophilus (pine wood nematode)
Lineage: Eukaryota; Metazoa; Nematoda; Chromadorea; Rhabditida; Aphelenchoididae
Source: the annotation of a GenBank genome assembly